Anguilla anguilla (European eel) is the source of this 2104-nucleotide messenger RNA. RefSeq names its product SRY-box transcription factor 2 (gene sox2). The record is from RefSeq and is a predicted model, not a curated record. Gene Ontology annotation, molecular function: DNA-binding transcription factor activity, RNA polymerase II-specific; RNA polymerase II cis-regulatory region sequence-specific DNA binding. The transcript has a single exon. The coding region runs from base 316 to 1263 and encodes 315 amino acids. Lineage: Eukaryota; Metazoa; Chordata; Actinopteri; Anguilliformes; Anguillidae. Gene Ontology annotation, biological process: anatomical structure morphogenesis; regulation of DNA-templated transcription; cell differentiation.
GGAACAGUCGCUCUGUGAUUGGUCAGGUAAAACCCAUUUAUUCUCUGACAGCCCUCAUCACAUGAAUGGUUGUCUAUUAACUUGUUCAAAAAGUAUCAGGAGUUGUCAAGGCUCAGCCGGAGAGGGAAAAGUAGUUUGUUGAUUCUUAAAGACCAAGAGAGAAGUUUGUGGACACAACAGGACCGCAGUGGGCGAGGGCAGAAAGUCGGUUACUAUUUCAGUAAAGUUACUGAAAGCUGCAAGGUAACAACAGCGAACUACCUCUGCUUUGGACUUUUUUCCUUUGGUGUAGCAGGUUACACAAAAUCAGUUUUAAUGUAUAACAUGAUGGAAACCGAACUCAAACCCCCCGCACCUCAGCUCAAUUCUGGGGGUACGGGGAAUUCUAAUUCAUCUGGAAACAGCCAGAAAAACAGUCCGGACAGAGUCAAGAGACCCAUGAAUGCCUUCAUGGUUUGGUCGAGGGGACAGCGAAGGAAAAUGGCGCAGGAGAACCCCAAAAUGCACAAUUCGGAAAUUAGCAAAAGACUCGGGGCCGAGUGGAAACUUUUAUCCGAGAGCGAAAAGCGACCUUUCAUCGACGAGGCGAAGCGACUCCGCGCGCUCCACAUGAAGGAACAUCCGGAUUACAAAUACAGACCGAGGCGGAAAACCAAGACGUUGAUGAAGAAGGACAAGUACACUCUACCAGGUGGGCUUCUUGCGCCGGGCGGUAACGCUAUGGGCGCCGGGGUGGGCGUAGGGGCUGGCUUGGGCGGUGGGGUCAAUCAGAGGAUGGACAGCUAUGCGCAUAUGAAUGGCUGGACCAACGGAGGCUAUGGCAUGAUGCAGGAUCAGCUGGGUUAUCCGCAACACCCGGGUCUUAACGCUCACAACACGGCACAGAUGCAGCCGAUGCACCGCUACGACAUGAGCGCCCUUCAGUACAAUUCAAUGACCAGCUCGCAGACCUACAUGAACGGAUCGCCCACGUACAGCAUGUCGUAUUCCCAGCAGAGCAACCCGGGGAUGGCUCUGGGAUCCAUGGGCUCGGUGGUAAAAUCCGAGUCCAGUUCGAGUCCGCCCGUUGUCACCUCGUCCUCGCAUUCAAGGGUCGCGCCGUGUCAAACCGGAGAUCUUCGGGACAUGAUCAGUAUGUAUCUACCGGGCGCCGAAGUACCAGAACAAACGGCCCAAACCAGGCUGCACAUGUCCCAGCAUUACCAGAACGCGCCGGUACCAGGAGCAGCCAUCAACGGCACGCUUCCACUAUCGCAUAUGUAAAUGGACCUUUAUUAUAGAAACUCUACUUCUCUGGACUAUUUUUGUACAGAACAAUUUGGGGGAGGGGAAAGUUGUAUAGAACUCAAGGAAAGAACACAAAACUUUUUUCUUUUUCCUUUUCUUUUUUUUUUUUUUCAAAGAAAAGUUCUAGAUGAACGGUAGGAACUUUGCAAAAGUUUUUUGAAAGGUGUACCAGAUUUUAAAUAAUAAUAAAAAAAAUAGGGAGAGAGAGAGAGAUAGUCUCAAUCAAAUGCUUUAUUAUUGCAAUCAACUUUUGUACAGUAUUUAUCAAAGAAACAUAACAAUCAAAAUGUAAUGUUUGUAUUCUAUAAAAAUGUUAAAUUUUAUAAACAAUUCUGCACAAAAAGAAGCAAAGAAAUUGCAGAAUAUUUGAGUUCAAUUUGGUUCUAAUAUUGCAGAAACACAGAAGUGAUGAGCAAGGUAAAGGUUUCGCCCGAGGGCGUAAAUAGAGUACUAAACCGUUUUAAUUUUGUUUAAAGAUUAAACAGAAAGGACCUUUAUCUUACCGGUUGGGCAUAAUUGAUAAUUUAUAUUUUUUUGUCUCCCACUUUCCAUCUGUUAGAGAUAUGAAGAUUGUGUUUAUUAUUUUCUCAUGGUUUGUAAUAUUUCUGUAUAUUUACUGUGAUAUUUUAAGUUUUUAUUUUCAUUUUUCAUUUCCGUAGUUGUAUUUUAAAAUUUGGCCUGUACCGAAAGCGGUCGCCGACACUCCAUGUAUAUAUUUGAACUAAUAACAUCAUUAUAACAGUUACAAUUUCAGCUUAAGUUUUUUCCAACAUGCAGUUUGAAAUGAAUAAAUUUUUGAAAUUUGGAUACUUGAAAA